AUGAAAGUGUGGCUUGCAUCCUCUGUGCUGUCCCUCUUGGCUUUCCCAGCAGUUCUCUUUGUCCUGGGCUCCCUAAUUGUGGUGCUGGCAACCCUGGCUGUAGUGUUCCAGCCUGCUGUGCCCAUCAUCAGCCCCCUGAAGGCCUGGAAGCCACGAUGGAGGAGCCUGGGCGAGCCACACAUCCCACCGGAGUACAUCCUCCUUAAAGACAGCCUUCAGUUCUAUCAGACAGUCGGUCCUCAUGCUUCUGGAGAAGAUGCUGACUUUGAAGAGAAGGGAGCUGUGCAUAAUGCAGAAGAGCGGUUGACACGGAGGCUCCUGGAGGAUUUCAGUGUUCGCACCCUCUACGAUAAGCUGGAAGAUCAGAACUUGCAUCUGGCAUCUCAGCUGGCCAAGCACAGGAUGGACGUGCUGGUGUUCUACAAUGGAGUCAGCCAGCAGAUCCGGAGUCUCAUGGACAUGCUGCAAGCACUGGACACUGAAGACUUGAAAAGGGCUCGUGAGCACAGACCUGCAGAGAGCAGCAGGGCAGCAGCAUGUGCUGAACAGUGUGAUGGGCACUGUGGACACGACUUCCAAGCAGGCGCUCCAUGGCAAGAGGCAACAGAGUUAAUGAAAGCUCUGGAGAUGCUGCUGGGGAAUGCUCUGUACAAGAGUGCAUCCUUGAAGCGAGCUGUGGAGCAGAAG
Molecule: messenger RNA, 687 nt
Organism: Melopsittacus undulatus (budgerigar)
Lineage: Eukaryota; Metazoa; Chordata; Aves; Psittaciformes; Psittaculidae
Exons: 5
Source: RefSeq, a predicted model, not a curated record